This is a messenger RNA of Mycena indigotica, 957 nucleotides long. RefSeq lists its product as uncharacterized. The record is from RefSeq and is a predicted model, not a curated record. NCBI's taxonomy places the organism in Eukaryota, Fungi, Basidiomycota, Agaricomycetes, Agaricales, Mycenaceae. Gene Ontology annotation, molecular function: DNA binding. The transcript has 5 exons. Bases 1 to 957 code for a protein of 318 amino acids.
AUGAAUGUCGAUGGCCAUAGCUUCAGGCUCAACCCCGACAUUACUGCGCGACAUAUCCUGCCCCGGAUAGCCCUACCGCCAUCCCUACCGAUUGGGUCAGCGCCAUAUACUAGGGCAAACGUUACCCACCCGAGACUCCACAUCCGCAAUAUGGCUGACGCGCUGGUCGUGCUCGAGGCCGUCCGUCGCAGGCUACUGCGCCUUAUAACCGUACGCCUAAGCGGGAGCGAACGCGACGAGCUGCAAGCCGGUAAUGUCUUCGUCUGGGAGGAGUCUGAUGAAGACGGGGGUCUGGUGCGGUGGACCGAUGGCCGACGUUGGUCCCAGAGCAGAGUCGUCGGCGAUUCAUUGUUCUACCAGGAGAAGAUCGAGAUGACAGAUGCAGAGAAGGACGCGAAGGCGCUUCGACGAGCACAGAGAGUGGUCAAUCCUAGCCUGAAUCUUGCUCCUCCUCCGCGGAAUAAACGGCCAGGAAAGUCGGACGGCCUCACAAAACAGACGUACAGCUUCCAGGUGGUAAAGCAGCAGGGGCGACGGUCGUGUAAAUGGCAUCUGGUCGCCUACACCCGCCUGCCAGUUCUUGAGGACUACGAUGUAUUCGCGGACAUUCGCGCUCCGGAGGGAGUUUUCUCGAAGAGUAGAACCGCAGAAAUUCCUCCUGACGCGCGAUCUGAACCGCGGACGCCGCCCACGCCAUAUUCAAGCCGCCCGCUCGGCCAUAGGUGGAGCCAACAAAUAAACGGGUACAGACGGGAUGAGCCCGUUGCCGCGCCGCAACUACCCUCGUCGAUCAUUUUCGAUGGGGAGGCAACAGGACAGAUGGAACUUGAAAGCUCGGUAGAGAAUUUGAAUGCAACGCCACGGGCAACAGUGGCGUUAGAACCCCACGCCCAGCCGGUCGAUGUGGUUUCCCAGGAGGGCCGGCGGAUCCUAGAUGCGUUGCGAAUACGGAUAUAG